AAAGACCAUAGCGUCCCCAUGACCACGAUCGCAAAAUGUUAAUAAAUGCGUGGCUACCUCUACCUUUUUCCUCGUGUCCAUACAUAAUACUCUCCAUGUCCAUACUGUGACAUUCACUCUCAACUAAAUUUUUCGUUAUCGUUUUUGGAUUAGCAGGCGAGCACGUCGUUAAAAGUCAGUCUUGCCCAGAAAGUAUGGCAAAUGGCCGGAUCCCAACUACAGUCCCGACGACCGAGUACCAGGACCUCUUACCGAUCAUGGCCGAGAAGCUUGACGUAGAUUCCUUUGUGGCCGAACUCUGUGCUGGAUUCCGGCUUCUAGCAGAUCCUGCGACUGGCUUAAUAACAUCGGAAAGCCUUCAGAGGAAUUCCGCCCUUCUGGGUAUGGAAGGGAUGACCCUAAAGGACUCGGAAGCGAUGGUGAAGGAAGGUGACCUGGAUGGAGACGGUGCACUCAACGAAACCGAGUUUUGCAUCUUGAUGGUGAGACUCAGCCCUGGGAUGAUGCAAGAUGCAGAAACAUGGCUUCAGAAGGCGCUCGAACGAGAGUUACACAAGUCAGUUUAAUCUGUUUCGUUCGACAAUUUGGAGAAAGAUUAGCUAGUGUUUAAUCAUUCAUGCUAUGUUAUUAUGCUGUAUUCUGCCUUUCUCUCUCUCUCUCUCUCUCUGCCUGUAUCUGCUUUGACGAACCAAGUCAUACUCUGAGGCUCUGAGCCUCACGUCGCAAGUUCAAUGAUAACGGUUCAUUAA
Nelumbo nucifera (sacred lotus) is the source of this 749-nucleotide messenger RNA. RefSeq names its product Calcium-binding EF-hand family protein. Lineage: Eukaryota; Viridiplantae; Streptophyta; Magnoliopsida; Proteales; Nelumbonaceae. The record is from RefSeq and is a predicted model, not a curated record. Gene Ontology annotation, molecular function: calcium ion binding.